CGGUGGAGAUGCGGAAGUUGUUUUAGUAGAAGUUUUAGCAGAAGUUUCUGUAAUCGAUUGUUGUGUUCAUAAAGAAAAGUAUAUUAGAAUGCAUUUCACGUGUCACUUUGAAAUUUUGCUGGUGAUUAAUAAACUAUACUUAAAAUAAUGUUAUUGUGAUUAGAAAGUUCCCAGUAACCUACUAGGUACUUUUUCGAUAGAACCGCAAUUCAGUAGCACAGCUGAUAAUUGUUUCCAGGAAUUUGACAAAACAGGUCAACUAGCAACAAAGCGGCAAUAGUGACGAGUACCGCAGGAAAAUAUCGUCAAUGCCCGUAACCCGCACCCGGUGGAGAAUCAUGAACACAAACUACCCCAAAGCACCCCUUGGAAUUAGGCUUGUUACCGCCCUUAGCGGAAAGCUUUGUUCCCGAUGGCAGGCAAAUCGGCUGCUGUGGUUCAAAUGUUCGAUUCUCACCCUAACCUACCUGGCUUACAUGUGCUAUCACAUGACGCGAAAACCGAUCUCGGUUGUCAAGUCCGUCUUGCAUCGCAACUGCAGCGGCCUCCAGUUGCCGCCGGAAUUUGUCCACAAUAUGGGCGAACCACCGAACGAUAGCACCUGGUGCGACUAUCCUCCCUUCGAUGGACCGGAUUCGGCUGCACUGCUCGGCUCACUGGAUUCGUCGUUCCUGUUUAGCUACGCCAUUGCGAUGUUCUUUUCCGGAUUCAUUGCCGAACGAGUCUCGCUGCGGUACUUCCUGUCGCUAGGAAUGCUGUUCUCCGGUAUCUUCUGCUACCUGUUUGGAGUUGCCAAAGUGUACGACAUCCAUUCGAUGGCUUAUUUUGUGUUCGUCCAGGCAAUGGCCGGAAUAUGUCAAACAACAGGUUGGCCCGGUGUAGUGACCAUUGUUGGUCGUUGGUUUGGCAAAUCGAAGCGAGGAUUGAUAUUUGGCAUCUGGAACAGUCACACGUCGAUCGGAAACAUUCUGGGAUCUUUGAUUGCGGCACACUACGUCGAAAGCGACUGGUCCAUGUCGUUCAUUGUGCCGGGAUUUUUGAUGGGAGUUUUUGGCUUUAUCAUGUUUCUGUUUUUGGUUGAUCGACCAGAAAUCGUCGAUUGUCAGGAAAAGGUUGGCGAUCGGCCCGGCGGAUACAAACGGCUGGAAGAGGGCAAAACAGGCGAAUCUGGAGAUUCAGACGUUGAUGAGGCCGUUGGAUCUAGUAUCUCCAGUGAACAGGAUGUAAAUGAACGCACACCAAUCAUAGGCAGUAUUAAUCGUACUCCCGUAAAUCAUGCUGCAAUUGGUUUCGCAGGAGCACUGAAAAUUCCGGGCGUGAUUGAAUUCUCUCUUAGCUUGUUUUUCUCCAAGCUAGUCAGUUACACAUUCCUUUACUGGCUGCCACUAUAUAUCCAAUCGUCCACUACACUUAGUCCUGAGCUAAGUGCUGAUUUAUCAACAUUGUUUGAUAUUGGAGGCAUUGUUGGCGCUAUAGCGGCCGGACUGAUCUCCGAUUCUACCGGGAUGUCCGCAACUACCUGCACGGGAAUGUUGUUACUAGCUGCUCCAACGUUGCUUGUCUAUCAAAGAUUUGGUGCGAUCUCAUUAUCGUUUAACAUUUGUCUGCUGUUCCUGGCUGGUGUGCUUGUAAACGGUCCCUAUGCUCUUAUUACUACUUCCGUCAGUGCUGAACUAGGUCAACAUAGUUCGCUAAAUGGAAAUGCGAAAGCACUGGCCACCGUUACCGCUAUCAUCGACGGUACUGGUUCUAUAGGAGCGGCCGUUGGACCCCUCUUCGCCGGUUUGGUAUCGUCGUCCGGGUGGCAAAAUGUUUUCUACAUGCUAAUCUUGUCAGAUAUUCUAGCACUGCUGCUACUGCUGCGUUUAGCCGGUAGAGAGAUAACACGUCGCGUACGGCGGCGGAAUAUUCGCAUCGAAUGAGUAGAAGAAUGAAUGAAUGAAUGAGGAGCGAGCGGUGGCGUGAGAGACUUUGCGAGCGCUUAGUAUAUAGUAUAACCAAAAAGCAUAAAAUGUCCACUAUAGUUGUUUUUCAAUAUUUUGAAAUACAUUGACUAAUUUUAGCUGCCAGGAUUUGGUUGCAGUGGAGGCUUAUUAAAUAUGGAACUUUUUUAUAUUGAAAUAAAAUUUUAGUUAAAAAUGCC
Sabethes cyaneus is the source of this 2143-nucleotide messenger RNA. RefSeq names its product glucose-6-phosphate exchanger SLC37A2 (gene MFS16). Gene Ontology annotation, biological process: transmembrane transport. The record is from RefSeq and is a predicted model, not a curated record. The transcript has 7 exons. The coding region runs from base 309 to 1922 and encodes 537 amino acids. Gene Ontology annotation, cellular component: membrane. Gene Ontology annotation, molecular function: transmembrane transporter activity. Lineage: Eukaryota; Metazoa; Arthropoda; Insecta; Diptera; Culicidae.